GACUUGGGUUCAGCAACGGGCCUCUCGGCUACAUUGAAAAUGUCACUCUGUCGGGUUGACAGCUGCGAGAAUGCGGUGCUUCUGCGUUGCCUUUGGCCACACACACACCACCACAUCAACCACACCAUUGUCCCAAGAAUCUCUAUGCUUUGGAAACGCGCGGCGGGUGCUCUGAAGCCAUUGGCUGUCAAGAUGGUUGUGCCGCAGCCGGGAGCUGCCCCCCCAGGCUUGCAGCUUGCAGCCCUCAAAUCCUUUGACUGCGUGUUUUUUCUUUUCCCUUCACACCUCUUGACUGUUCGCCGGCUAUGCUCGUUUGGGACUCCUAGACAGGUCAUAGGAACACUGCUGCUUGCGUCGAGGGGGCAGCAAAAGAAGGAAAUGCGGGUUGCUUUUAUCACAACUUCCAAGGAGAUGCAGGAGCUUGCAUCAAUAUUCCCACAGCAUUUCCAGCCACCUUGCUUCAGUGUUGAUUUGUGCUGUCUGUUUGGGUAUCGGUCUUUUGGUAGGUCUGAGUUCCGAUACGCUCAGGAUCUGGUGGAACAGGUCACAGAUAACAUUGAGGUCCUCAAACCCUCUUAUUGACAUGAAUUUCUUUGGCAACACCCGGUUCCGGUGCAUCCGACAUUGGCGGCUCGUGAGAGCACACUCUCACAAGCUUUUCCAGUCCGCCCUUUCCCUGUACUUUUGACUGGCUCAUUUGCCUAGAAACGUGUCACUAUGAACAGCAUGGAUCUCGGAAUCAGAUCCUGCAGAGCCCCUUUGUGCAAGAGAGGUUGUACAAGGUUGUUGUGGUCAACACAAUAUCAAGCACCCGUCUGCCCAGGAAGUGGGAAGCGAAGGCGAAGCGCGAUGGCCAAGAAACUUGGGAUCGGAGUUCUGCUCCUCAUCCUCCCCAAGACCCAGCCACUGCGUCUCUUGUUUGGUGAGAGGUGGUGGCUUGAUAUGCACAGGCACUAGCGUGAAACCUGUAUACAGUUCGACCAGGAGAGUCCUCACACCACUGUUGUUCGGUUGGGAAUAGCGCCAAUCGCGAAGCCACAAGAGGUUUAUGCACGGCUUACUGUGUGAAGUCCGUAGAAACGAACGGCGCGAUAGAACACAUGACCAUGUAAUCUGUCUCAAGUCACCCUGACCUCAUGAUUCGCUGGGUUUUGAUUAUAAGCAUGUUGUGGCACACCUAAGUUUGUGGUGUCUCUUCAACUUGCUCUACCAGAGGCUUGCCGCAUGUGCGAGGACAAGCUUGGAAUGUGUCAACAUGAGUGUCACAGUGGAGA
Messenger RNA from Podospora pseudopauciseta, 1274 nucleotides. RefSeq lists its product as uncharacterized. The transcript is spliced from 5 exons. The record is from RefSeq and is a predicted model, not a curated record. Bases 40 to 582 code for a protein of 180 amino acids. Lineage: Eukaryota; Fungi; Ascomycota; Sordariomycetes; Sordariales; Podosporaceae.